AGAAGAAAUUGUAGUUUAAAGAUGGCGCUAGCCGGUGUUUUCCUCGUGCGUUUAAGAACGCUGUGCCGUUGUGUUAAAUGCGUUCACACCGGAGCGAAAACUGCUUCAAACUGGAGCACGGACAUGCGCUGGUAUGGGACCAAAGCUCGACGCUUUCCGGAACAUGGCGUCUCGUACUUUCAGAAUAAAGCAGGUAGUGAUACUUCAAACCUCGUGAAGGAGUUUCCAGACCCCAAAGGUCUCCUGAACAACACAAUUUCAAGGUCACUUGGGGUCAGUGACAUCUCAGAGUUCGUCCAGUAUAGCUGCACGGAGCAUCAGGGCGUCAAGAGAGCCACAGUCACUCUGCUGUGGCCCUGCAAGAUCCAGAAGGAGGGCUUUGCCUCCAAGAAGACGGAUGCGGAACGCUUUGCUGCAGCUGCUGCCUGUCUGGAGCUGAGAGAAAUUGGUGUAAUUGGUCCAAACAAUGAGCUUCCCAGGAGGAGAGCCGGUCGUGGAAGAGGAGAACAUCCUCUCCUUCAUGACAGAGAGGACGAACCGUGGAUGGAUGGCGAUUCUAGAACUCCCGCAGACGAAUCGUUUUUGAAGAAAGAUGAUUCUUUUAAAGCCUCUGAGGCUCUUUCCAUGUUUCCUCACUCGAAAUCUCUUCUGACCAGAGUCAUCCAGGUGGCCACAACAUCCAGCAGAAUCAGGGAGCUCAUGCAGUUCAGGACGUCCGGCGGGAAUCUAAAAAGGUGCGACUUGACUCUGCUCUGGCCUGAGAAGAUGGUGUUCACAGCCACAGCAAGCCGCCGUGUGACUGCAGAGAGGAAAGCUGCAGCUCUGGCCUGCCUGAAGCUAAAGGAGCUGGAGCUGCUGGAUAAAGAUAAUAACCCGCUGACUCAUGCCAAGUACCAUCGAGAGAAGGUGAAGGAGGCAGGAGAGAGGGAGAGGCGUCCACUUCCUCUAAGAAUCCCAGAAGACCUCGAGGAAAGCAUGAGGGAUUACCUUUCACAGUACCCCGUGGCGGCAGAAGUCCAGAAUCUGUGGGAGGAGGAGGACACCGAAGGUCAGCUGAUUUCAAAUCAGGAGGAAGAGGAGCUGGAUGAAGACGACAUCCUGACAGACGCCAUCACCGGCCGACGGUACAGACCUCUGUCGGAGCACGAGGCUCAGCGCCGCAGCCUCCACCUGCUGGAGGAAUGGGAGCGCGCCGACCCGGGGCUGAGCGUGGCGCUGCCCGUGGACGAGCACCGUCAGCGCGUGAUCUCGGCGGUGCGGGCUUCCCGCGUGGUCGUGAUAGCUGGCGAGACCGGGUGCGGUAAAACGACUCGGAUCCCGCGCUUCCUGCUGGAGGAGAGCGUGAGGGACGGGGCGGGGGCGGACUGCAACGUCCUGGUCACGCAGCCUCGUCGGAUCAGCGCCGUGUCUGUGGCGCACCGCGUCGCUCAUGAGAUGGGUCCGGCGCUUAAACACCACGUUGGAUAUCAGGUCCGACUGGAGAGGCGACCGCCGGAGCAAAGCGGCGGCGCCAUGCUCUUCCUCACAGUGGGAGUCCUGCUGAAGAAGCUGCAGUCCAAUCCCACCCUGAUGGGAAUCAGCCACGUGGUGGUGGACGAGGUCCACGAGAGAGACAUCAACACCGACCUGCUGCUGGCUCUACUGCGCUCGGCCUUGGAGGAAAACGCCGACCUGCGCGUGGUGCUCAUGAGCGCCACCGGCGACAACCACAGGCUGGCCCAGUACUUCGGAGGAAGCCCCAUCGUGAAGAUCCCGGGGUUCAUGCACCCGGUGAAGGACCGGUUUUUGGAGGAUGUGCUGAAGGAGAUGAGGCGUCCUCCAGUUCACCAGAACGACUCCAAGAUGGACAAACGGGGAGGAGCAGAUGAGGCGACACCAGAUCUGGAUUUAGUAGCUGAUGUCAUAGAGCACAUUGACAGAAAUGAGGACGCUGGUGCAGUGCUGUGUUUCCUGCCCGGAUGGCAGGACAUCAGAGCCGUCCAGGACAAACUGGAGGAGAGGCCUCACUUCUCCUCAGGAUCACACAUGAUUCUUCCACUGCACUCCAGCUUAUCGGUGGCCGACCAGCAGAGGGUGUUCCAGCGCCCCCCAGAGGGACGGAGGAAGAUCGUGCUGGCCACCAACAUAGCAGAGACGUCCAUCACUAUAGACGACAUCGUUCAUGUGGUGGACGCUGGGACUCAUAAAGAGCAGAACUACGACACACGCACAAAGGUGUCCUGUCUGGAUACAGUUUGGAUCUCGCGCUCUAACGUGACUCAGAGGAAAGGCCGAGCAGGACGAUGUCAGCCCGGACAAUCCUACCACCUGUUUCCCAGAAAACAGCUGGAGUCCUUGUCUCCCUUCCCGGUUCCUGAGAUCCUGCGCACUCCCCUGGAGAGUUUGGUCCUGCAGGCUAAAAUCCACAGUCCUAACUGCAAGGCUGUGGACUUCUUAUCUCAAGUGUUGGACAGUCCCGAUAAAGAUGCUGUGAGAGACGCCGUGCAAACACUACAAGAAAUAGGAGUCCUGGAUAAGACGGAAAGUUUGACUCCUUUGGGGGAGCGCGUUGCCUGCAUGUCAUGUGACCCGCGGCUGGGCAAAGUUCUGGUUCUGAGUGCCGUGUUCAGGUGUGUUCUGCCCAUGCUGUCCGUCGCUGCGUGCCUCACCAAGGACCCUUUCCACAACAGCCUGCAGAACAGAGCACCUGUCAGACAGGCCAAGGAGGCUCUGAGCUGCUCCAGCCACAGUGAUUAUCUGGUGUUCAGCAGAGCAGUUUUGGGCUGGAGGAAAGUUCAGCUGGAAGGGAACAGAGAGGACCGAGACUCGUACCUGGAGAAGUACACUCUGUCCAGAACAAGUCUCCGCUUCAUCAAUGGCCUGAUGUCUCAGUUCAGUGAGAACCUGCUAGAAGCCGGCCUGGUUUCUCGGGCCAACAACUGCCAGCGUCCGGCGUCUCUCUACAACGAACACAGCGGUCAGGACGAGCUGCUCAAAGCUGUGCUGCUGGCUGGACUUUAUCCAAACCUCAUCCAGGUAAAGAAGGGCGUGGUAACCAAAGGAGGGCGGUUCCGACCCAACAACUUGUCUUUCCGUACUCUCACUGGACCGGUGUUGCUGCAUCGCUCCUCUGUGAACAGGGGGAAUGAAAAUCUCCCCAGUCGCUGGUUGACGUUCUUCAGUGCCGUCAAGUCUAACGGGAACGUUUUUAUCAGAGAUUCUUCCUCGGUUCAUCCUCUCGCCCUGCUGCUCUUCACAGACUGUGAUCUGACGGAGACAGUGAGCGGGGACCGAGUGGAGGUGUCUUUUCCUGGACGCUCCCUGAUGCGCCUCGAGCUGUCGGUGGACACCUGGGAGCUGCUCUGGGAGCUGCGCACCUCCGUUCAGACCAUGCUGUACCGAAACCUCAACAACCCCGCAGACGCACGGACGUCUCAGGACGGGAAGCUGCUGUCCCUCAUAGUGGAGCUGCUGAACAGCACAGACUCCAAGUGUCUUCAUCACGGACUGAGCAGAGAAGAGGAGGUGGACUGAACAUUUUAGACGCGGUUAUGUUGCUGCUUUAAAAAGGAACCAAUGAGGAGAAAGAUUUGUUUGGAAGCACUUUUGAUCUUUGAAAGCCAUUAAUGCUUUUUGCAGUCUUCCUCUCUGCUGUUCAUGUAAAUGUUUAUGUUUUGUAUCAUUAAUAAGUUCAGAUUUUCAGAGAGAAAUUACGUUUUACUCCUGUGAGUAAAUAUGAAAUUUAUUAAACUAGAUUAUAUCAUAUUUAUUGCAAUAAAUGCAUCUGAUUAUCAGAA
Molecule: messenger RNA, 3776 nt
Organism: Oryzias melastigma (Indian medaka)
Lineage: Eukaryota; Metazoa; Chordata; Actinopteri; Beloniformes; Adrianichthyidae
Gene: dhx30
Product: DEAH (Asp-Glu-Ala-His) box helicase 30
Exons: 19
Coding region: 22-3513 (1163 amino acids)
Cellular component (GO): nucleus; cytoplasm; intracellular anatomical structure
Molecular function (GO): G-quadruplex RNA binding; ATP binding; DNA helicase activity
Source: RefSeq, a predicted model, not a curated record